Molecule: messenger RNA, 2070 nt
Organism: Lecanosticta acicola
Lineage: Eukaryota; Fungi; Ascomycota; Dothideomycetes; Mycosphaerellales; Mycosphaerellaceae
Source: the annotation of a GenBank genome assembly
AUGGAGGCUACGCAAAUCACCACGACGUCCAGGAAGCGGGAGUCGAUGUUUGUGAAUUUCAGUACGCCGCAGCGGACGAAGAGCAAGAAGAGUAUACAGAGAUUGGCUCCGAAGAGGAAGCAGGAAGAUGGAGAAGAUGAUGGACAAGUCAGGUGAGUGAAGCUUUUCCACCCCUCGGACAGUGUCGGAGCAUUCGGGACAGGGAUCUUGGUUGUUUCGGCUUGUUCGGGAGCACGUGAUGAUGUCGUUGUUGCUGCUGUCGAACCACCACAGCACGGAACGCAAUGUUUCUCGUCUCCGACUAACAACCGCAUUCUCAGAGUCGUAAAGGCGAAAUUCGUGCAGCUCCACGUCACCAGUGACGACUUCCACCUCCCGCCCGGCACGAGCAAUGAACUGCAGACGCCCGUGAUCCCCCCACGGACGACUUCUCUGCAUCGCAAGACGAGCACUUGGCCGACGGAUCGAAGAGCGGGAACUUUCCAGUCCGAGGCACCUCCUCUGCCCGCGUGGACGCCAUGGGAGCUGGAAAGAGAAAGACCGGGCUCGCGGUGGGCGAGGAUAGCGGAUAGGACGAGGAAUUCUCCGCCGAGAGCGUUUGUCCAGCUUCCGCGGGAGAUAUACCAGUGCAUUGUCGAACAUGUCCAAGAUGUUCACACGGCAUCGGACGGUGUGGACGUUAAGGGCCUGCAGGACGAUCUGAGAUCGCUGUGUCUGGUGGACAAGAAGUGGCAUCGCAUUGCAAGGGAUUAUCUGUAUCAAGAGCUGUGGCUUCCGAGCAACAAGGCGCCGAAGAAGAGGUUCUUCUCGAGGAAACGGAAGCCGAGUCGGUUACGCUUGCUGCUGGACGUGUUCAGCAAGACUCCUGAUCUGGCAUCUGCGGUACGUCGGAUGCACAUUGGGACUGAGCUCGCUAGCCAGCUUCGGCGUGACAUGCUCAGCAAGACGCCUCGAAAGGGCUCUGCUCUGGCGAUUCUGAAAGAGCUGGUUCUACAAAGUCCCAGCCUGGAGCACUUGACGGGGUGCGCACUGCCUGCCGUACCCUCCACAAUACCGCUGCUGGAUGCUCUAGCUUCACGCACGCAGCUGAGGUCUCAUGCGUGGAAUCUGAGCUCGCGAGAUUCCAUACUACUCAGCGUCGGAGACUUCGUAUACUGCCACGAUGCAUGGACGAAUCUGGAUACACUUGUAGUGGCGACAGACCCAGGCGUCGAUCUUGGACAAGUGUCCAUAUCUGCAGUCCUUUCCCGCCUGCCGUCUCUGAAACAUCUGAUGCUCUCCGGACUGCAUUCGUCUGAUUUUAACGACAGAGCACUCAUGUCACUACCAGCGCUACGGUCUUUGCGCCUGGAGGAUAUGGGUGGGCUUACGGACCAAGGCAUCGAGCAGCUGGCCUUCUCGAGGCUGGCCAUCUCGCUCCGCAGACUGACACUAGCAGGACUGGGGUUGGUAUCACUUCAAACGCUUCAGACACUGCUCGCUCAUCUCACUCGGCUGAAGCGUUUCCGCUUCAUCCAGGAAACUUCUCCAGGAUCACAGUCAAGUGUUGGGCCCACGACAGGGCCGCAAACUCUCCAUUCUCAAAGCCUGGAAUACCUUCAUUGGGACUGCUUAGUGCCGGGAGCUGCAGUAUCUCAACUCGCCGACGCUAUCGAGAACGGGAGAUUCCCCCAUCUGAAGAAAGCCAAGGUACCGUGCGACCACGAAGGCGCCAUCCAAGGCCUCUGUCGACCUAUUCCUCGGGUGAGAAUGACGGAGCAGGACCUUCAAUAUCUUAAACAACAUCAGGGCGAGCGUGACCUGCGCGUCGCGCAAAUCCAAGCUCAGUUGCGCGUGAGGGAGAGCAGGCAGCGACCGUCCGUCCAAGUCCUCAUUCAGGACGAGAUGGAGGUCCGAAAGACAGGUUUUAUCGGCUCCUACCUUGGCAGGAUGGAAUCCAAGAUUGAAUACUGCUUGGAACCUGACGUUGGAAGCGAGCAUGCUUUGUGCCGAUUCGAAGAUUUCGCUGUCGCACGAAGAGGAGAUGGUUCGAGACUUGAGCAGUGUAUGGAUGCAGCUGCGUUAUUCUAG